UCGCUCCUUCUCUUUUCUGCUCUUUGCUCAUCUUUAUUCUUUGGAUCUCUUCAUCUCUGCAACAAUGUCUGGUCGUGGAAAGGGCGGAAAGGGUUUGGGCAAGGGAGGUGCAAAGCGUCAUCGUAAGGUUCUGAGGGAUAACAUCCAGGGCAUCACCAAGCCUGCGAUUCGUCGUCUAGCGAGGCGUGGUGGUGUGAAGCGUAUCAGUGGUCUAAUCUACGAGGAGACUCGCGGUGUUCUCAAGAUCUUCUUGGAGAACGUCAUCCGUGAUGCUGUGACUUACACUGAACAUGCUCGUCGCAAGACUGUGACCGCCAUGGACGUGGUUUAUGCUCUUAAGCGCCAGGGCAGGACUCUCUAUGGUUUUGGUGGUUAGAGUUGUAGGGUUCUCUGAUCUCACAUUUCAGGAUAUAAUGAUAGGUAGCUUAGGUUUCUUUUUUUUUCUCCCUCCGUAGUGUUGACGAAGUUUGUAAAAAUGUUCAGAUCUUCUGAGUGAUUAAUGUUUGUGAUAUCUCAAGACUCAACUUUCAAUUUAAAUGGAAAUUGUGUUUUCUUGUGAAA
This is a messenger RNA of Telopea speciosissima, 561 nucleotides long. Its product is annotated as histone H4. Bases 65 to 376 code for a protein of 103 amino acids. Gene Ontology annotation, cellular component: nucleosome. NCBI's taxonomy places the organism in Eukaryota, Viridiplantae, Streptophyta, Magnoliopsida, Proteales, Proteaceae. Gene Ontology annotation, biological process: nucleosome assembly. The transcript has a single exon. The record is from RefSeq and is a predicted model, not a curated record. Gene Ontology annotation, molecular function: DNA binding; structural constituent of chromatin; protein heterodimerization activity.